Molecule: messenger RNA, 891 nt
Organism: Dendrobium catenatum
Lineage: Eukaryota; Viridiplantae; Streptophyta; Magnoliopsida; Asparagales; Orchidaceae
Product: putative disease resistance protein RGA1
Exons: 1
Coding region: 1-891 (296 amino acids)
Molecular function (GO): ADP binding
Source: RefSeq, a predicted model, not a curated record
AUGAUCUUGGAUGCUUUCAUGAGCAAAUUCUCUACUUUGCUAGCUGAUCUUGUCCACGAAGAGGUGAUCAUGCAGCUAGGUGUCAAGGAUGAGCUUCAAACACUACGUUGUCGGAUGAAGAGCAUCCAAUGCCUUCUGGAAGAUGCUGAAAGGAAAAAGUUUAAUGAGUCAUCAUCCACCAAACUCUGGCUUUCUGAGCUUAAGGAUGUCAUGUACGAUGCCGAAGAUAUCAUUGACCUAUGUAGAAUCAAGGGCACUCAGCUGCUCGCUGAUCAAAAUCUUCAAUCUAGAACUUCUUCGAUACGUGGAUAUUUCUCAUCUGCAAUCUCCUGUUGCGCGAGUGUUACUUUCCGUCAUGAGAUUGGAAACAAAAUUAAGGAUAUUAAUAAAAGACUCGAGCAUAUAUAUGAAGAUAGGAAACAUUAUAAACUUGCGAAAUCCAUGAUAUCCAAAACCCCACAAUUUACUCUACCUGAUUCUCGUAAAACUUCUUCCUUGGUUGAUUCUUAUGUUGUGGGAAGAGAGAUUGAGGAUGUAGCAAAUAGUUUGGUUGAUUGUUUGAUGGGGGAGAAGGUUGAUGAAAAAUGCUCUGUUAUUGUUGUUACCGGCAUGGGCGGGAUAGGGAAGAAAACUCUGGCUAAAAAAAUUUUUAACCAUCCAAAAAUUCAAAUCUAUUUCAAUAAAAAGGUGUGGGUUUGUGUUUCAGAAACUUAUGUUGAAAUUGAGUUAUUGAAGCAAGUAAUAAGAGAGGUAAACGGGAACUAUGGAGAUGUUAAUACUAAAGCAGAGCUAGAACUCAUUCUUAGAGAUUCUAUUGCUUUAGUUCACAACCUUUUUCUUGUUUUAGAUGAUGUUUGGAGGGGGAAUGUGACGACCCCAAUAUCCGUGUAG